This is a messenger RNA of Xiphias gladius (swordfish), 776 nucleotides long. RefSeq names its product interferon gamma-like. Gene Ontology annotation, biological process: immune response. The record is from RefSeq and is a predicted model, not a curated record. Gene Ontology annotation, molecular function: type II interferon receptor binding. Gene Ontology annotation, cellular component: extracellular region. The transcript is spliced from 4 exons. NCBI's taxonomy places the organism in Eukaryota, Metazoa, Chordata, Actinopteri, Istiophoriformes, Xiphiidae. Bases 147 to 776 code for a protein of 209 amino acids.
UGUCACUCAGACAGAUCAUCAGUCAGAAAGGCUCUUUGCUUGGCUUCCACAGGGACCGAAAACCGCCACUCGCACCAGGUCCGGACAGACUUGGGGAAUCCAACCGACGACCAGCAGCAGGCAAGGGCAUCAAAAGUAGUGCUACCAUGGUUGCAGCGAUGAGGGUAGUGGUCUGCGUGUCCCUCUGGCUUUCCGUGUGUCAGGUCGGAGGCUCCCACAUCCCUGCAAAGAUGAACAGAACCAUCCAGAGCCUCCUGCAGCACUAUAGGAUUUCCAAUAAAGACAAGUUUAACGGGAAGCCCGUCUUCUCCAGAGAACCAAUGGCUGGCAGACUGGAGACAAAGAAGGUGUUUAUGGGUGGCGUUUUGGAGACGUACGAAAAGCUGAUUGGCCAUAUGCUGAACGAGCUGCCUACCCCGAGUCCCGAGACAGCUGGGAGCCAAGGGGGUCCCGCCGCUGCCAUCCCCGCUGCCCCCGGCACAGCCAGUGACGACGGGUCGCAAGCGGGCCGGACUGUCAGGGAGGACCUUAACUACAUCCUGAAGAAGGUCCAGGAGCUGAGGAGACACCACUACCAGGAGCAGGACAAGCUCCUGCAGGAGCUGCGGACCCUCGGACACAUCCAGAUGCAUAACCCCGCCAUCCAGAGCAAAGCCCUGUGGGAGCUGUCGUGGCUGUACGAGGAGGCGAGCUCGCUGUCCGACACCAUCAGGAUGCAGAGGAGGCGGCGCCGGCGCCGGCAAGCGCGGAGGGUCAAAAUCCAUCUGGGGGCCUGA